Molecule: messenger RNA, 3524 nt
Organism: Branchiostoma belcheri (Belcher's lancelet)
Lineage: Eukaryota; Metazoa; Chordata; Leptocardii; Amphioxiformes; Branchiostomatidae
Product: tyrosine-protein kinase receptor Tie-1-like
Exons: 1
Coding region: 29-2863 (944 amino acids)
Biological process (GO): positive regulation of kinase activity; multicellular organism development; cell surface receptor protein tyrosine kinase signaling pathway
Cellular component (GO): signaling receptor complex; membrane
Molecular function (GO): calcium ion binding; ATP binding; transmembrane receptor protein tyrosine kinase activity
Source: RefSeq, a predicted model, not a curated record
CGCUAUAGACACAGGUGACAGUGAAACUAUGGCGGAAAACCUGCAGGCAUUGCUUCUUGUGUGUUUCUGGGUUGUUUUUCUUCAGAUUCCUUGCUCAGCUCGUGCCCAGGAGUUAAUCGUUUCAGUGCCAGAAAAUGUCGCUGUUGGGAAGACUAUUUUCACCGCGUCGCGUCUACCAAGGACCCAGGCUGGAGACAAAGCGGAACUUCCGUGUGCCAAAAUGGAGGGAGAUCCGCACGGCCGCUUUAAUGUGACAGAGAACUGCACUAUUGUGGUCGCCAACCCUCUUGACCGGUCAGUACAGCCGGUAUAUCUGCUGAACAUUCGCAUCGGAGUUCAGAACACGAGUGUUAAGAUAGAGCUGACUGACGCCGAGGGCUAUCCUCCUGUAUACAACGAGAAAUGUGAAACUCCGGUCAAUCCUGACGGUAAGACUGGUGAUUUCUUAUACAGUCUUGCCGCCACAUUGGAAGCUGUGAAGACAGAUGGAACCAUUUGGAGUGGCAAAGGAACAUAUACUAAACUCUCUGACAUUGGUUCCACCAGAUACCGGACGAUGUUAUAUGAUGACCCUUGGAUGUUGCACACAGACAACAGUGACUGCAACAUUCGUUAUAUUUGGUACACUGACGCCAUCAAUAGUUUAGUAACUAUGCAAGAUCUUUGGUACAAUGACAUUCGACACUUCACAUGCACCGAGGAAUACAAAGCACCAAAAAUAUUCUUCGAAGUGAUUCUACAUAAACGUGGUGAAAAUAUUACAUCAGAUAUGUUGAAACAAUAUGUUCCUGAAUCAGUCGUGGAGGACAAAACUCACAACUAUUUCCUUUUCGUAUCAUCGGUAUAUUCUACAACAGAAACAAAAACAUAUAACUGUGAGAUUCCAAAUUUUCGUAAGCCAGUAGGAUCAGCACCCUGGGCAAAUAUUGAGUAUCUGGACAUUGAAGUAAAACCUGAGGGCUGCCCAGCAGGAAGAUAUGGCUUUCUCUGUGACAAAACCUGCAUCUGUAAGAACGGCGCCCGCUGCCACGGGUUUAACGGCGCCUGCAAAUGUCCGCCCGGCUGGAAAGGUGUGGCCUGUGACAUUCCCAAACAGGACGUCUCCAUCACGACGACGCCUAGCGACCCUCGCCACAUCUACAUCUCCGCAAACGUCACGUUUCGCUGCACGGCCCACCAUGUCGACGUCACGUACAUGUCGGUUAGAUAUCCGAAUGCGACAGAGAAGGUCGGCUUUGGUGUGACUAAGAUUGACUUUGUGGUUCCGAACAUACAACCGACCAACAAUGGACCGUACACGUGCCAGGUCCGAGACACCCGGGGAAACACACUCAACUCCACGUUUGUGCUCAAUGUUACGAACUGUACUCCGGACAAAAAAGGUGCCGAGUGUGAUGAAGUGUGUGAUUGCCUGCACGGUGCGAGCUGUGGCCGGUGGGUCGGCUGUGUCUGUCCGCCGGGAUGGACGGGAACAAGGUGUCAGACAAAAUGUCCCCAUGGCACGUACGGUAAAGACUGUUUAAGGAACUGUAGCUGUCAGAACGGUGCAAACUGUAACCCUAGCGACGGUCGGUGUGGAUGCACUGACGGCUGGUACGGCAAGAAUUGUAGCAAACCGUGUCUAAACGGUCGGUUCGGUUGGAGAUGUCAGCAGAAAUGUGCCUGUAACAACAGUGCUACAUGUAGUAACGUGGACGGCAGCUGCGCAUGCGUGACGCCGUGGACGGGACGGAACUGUGACCAAUGGCAGACAAUUGCGAGCAGAGACGAACCGCUGCUCGAAAGCCUGAUCCCACUAGGCUCCUUAGUCUUCCUUGUUGCCAUAGUGAUGGCGAUACUCUACAAAACCGGCAUUCUAUCUUGUUCUGCGCCAGACGCAGGCGAGGAGGAAAAGAUACUUUUCGAGCUGAGGAGAAUGGAGCAGGAUCUGGCACAGAGCCUACAGCCGGGCUGGCUCGGACGGUGGGAGAAGAAGGUCCGCCAUCUUACUCCUGGUCCGUUGAUUGGAGAAGGGAUGUUUGGGCAAGUCAGAAAGGCGCAACUGCGCACACCUAGGGGAGAACUCGCCGUUGCCGCCAAGACAGUUCGCGUCGAGGACUCGCAGUCCUAUCGAGACUUCUACAGAGAAGCAGCCAUACUGGUCGCCGUACACCAACAACGAAAUGACGAUUGUGGUGAGUCCAAUAUCGUUCGUCUUGUUGGGCUUAUCACCAAGUCUACGGAGAAGUACAUUCUUUUGGAAUAUGCACCAAAAGGCGAUCUCUUGGGUUUUCUUCGCCGAAUACGGAACAUGAAUGGCGAAGAAGGUUUACAUGGAAGCCUUCUUGGAUACGCAGUUGACAUAGCACAAGCUUUACAAGAACUGGGACGCCUGAGAAUCGCACAUCGUGACGUGGCCGCUCGUAACGUCCUCAUCACUGCCCAUGACGUGGCCAAGUUGGCUGAUUUUGGACUCGCCAGAGAUGUCUACGUCACCACGCAGUAUGUCCGAAGAGACAGUCCAGGCGCUGACGAACUCCUGCCGCUGACGUGGAUGGCGCUGGAGUCCAUCGAGACGGGCGAGUACACCUGUCAGAGUGACGUCUGGUCCUUCGGCGUGCUGCUGUGGGAGAUCGCCACGCUGGGACAAGAUCCAUGCUACGAUGGCAGGACUCAGCUGAGCUUUCGUCAGAUGGUGGGGAUUCUGAGGCAAGGAAAACGGCUGGCGAUGCCAGAGGGAUGUCCAGACGACCUGUGCCAACUGAUGAAGGAGUGUUGGCGCGACGAUCCAGAUGAAAGACCGACUCCAGGAGAGAUAGAAGAGAAACUGCUGCAACUAAGACGUUCACUGUUUUCACACUACGAAAUGGAAACUGUUGUGUAGAUAGCCUUUACGAAAGCAAGGUAGAUACAGAGGGGAACUGAAACUGUACCCAGGGGUUUUACCUGGGUUUCAUGUCGUAUGAAUCUUAGAGUUUGGCUCGUUUAACAGAAUUUUGUACACUAUUGAGUUUUCCUAUUCGAAUUUGUAUCUGUUUUCAGUGUUGAGCAUGAGAUAGGGACUUAUUGGAGAAUUCUAGAAGUUAAAUAUCAUAUUUAACUUGUCGAAUUCUCUUUGGUUUGGUCAAACAGUUCAGCAUGAUAAUUAUAAUGCUAUAGUCCAAGGGAAGCCUAUAUAUGAUCUAACUAAUGCCACAUAACAUUUACACUCAGCAACAGCAGGGUUUCGUCUUCUGUAAUUUUUCAUUUCGCAGCCGCCAUAUUUUCCUUCGCCAAGUGAGUCAUAUAUUCAUUCGGUUACAUUUGAAUGUUUGUUAGAUUCUAGUCUAGCUAUAGAUUGCUAAUUAAGUUGUGAAAUUGUGGAUAGAUAUCUAGUAUCUGUAGUCGGAGUGGGAAAAUGUAAAGGACAAGUUCGAUUAUAGUCAGACACAUUUUCCUUAAAGCUAUGUGUGUUUAUUGCUCGAUUGCCUAAUAUCCUAUAUAGAUUUAAGAAUCAAUUGGGAAAGCAAUCGGGUUUGUGCAGUGUUAAACGUCAGCCAAAUGGG